GAAAUACCUGGGACUCCCUAAAAAGGCCUUGGGAGUUCUCAGAGUUCAGAAGGCCUUGUACCCUAUGGGCAGCUAUCGCUCGUGGCUUCCUAUCCAUCCUCACCCGCCAGCAGCUCUCUCCCUGAUGGGAUGUGGAGGCAGAAUUGUUCCCCUCCUCUGUCCGCUACGGAGAAGAGUUUUGGAGAAUUCAGCUACUAGAUUUUUUCUGCCUCUCCAGCUCUAAUUUUGGUUUGAUUUCCCCUUUUCCACCCGUUUCUGACAUUUCUCUCUCUAUCCCAGCAGGUGCUGAGAUGGUGAGUGAGAACAAGGAGCUGAAUCCUCAGCAGGAAGAUGCUGAGGAAGUGGAAGCACACGGGGGAUUAUCACAAGGAUCCCAAGGGAAUGUGUCCAGGCGUCGUGUGCAGGGAAAAGCCUGUGAGAGUCAGCACAGGCCAGAGAGGCAGCAGGGAAACCAGCCCUUGGAGAAAGUGGGCAAAUCCAUUAAUUGUCAGGGGAUUCACCAGUACUCCAAGGAAAUCACAGCCCAGCAGAGAAUACCUGUAGGAGAGAGAAAAAACACAUGCAUUGAGUGCGGGAAACAGUUCAGUGAGAAAUCAAACCUUAUCACGCAUCAGACAAGCCACACAAGAGAGAGACCCUACGAGUGCGGGAAAAGCUUCACUCAGAACUCAUCCCUUACUAAACAUCAGAGGAUCCACACAGGAGAGAGACCGUAUGAAUGCAGUGUGGGGAAAAGUUCACUCUGAGCUCAAGUCUCAUCGGUCAUCAGAGGAUCCACACACGAGAGCAGCCUGCGAAUGCAGGAAAAGUUUCAGCCGGAGCUCACGCCUUAAUGGACAACAGCGAUUUCACAGGCUAGAGACAUACCAUAAACACUUCGUGCAGGGCAGAGAAAAGAUGGUUUUAAAGGCGUUUGCUAAUUCCCGCAUAGUGACUAUGUAGGGCUGUUUGCACCAUUUGCGUCACCCUGUUCUCUCAGCUCCCCCACGGGAGUUGCCCGUUUUCCUUUGGAGGUCAGCCUUCUCUGGGGCGAAUCUCGUGGUCCUUUCUAUCAACUCUUCUCUCCUGUGACUCAUGGGAGUGUGUGUCCCUCCUGCCAGGAGCGUCCAUCAGCCCCAGGGGUGGGAAAUAGGGGUGACUUCAAGUAGCUAAACUGAGCGAAAAUUGACCGGGGCUUUGUCUCCUGUAGGAUUUUCCAGCCUGCUGGAGGUAGCUAUCCUAAUGUAGACACCCCGCUAGAUUUGCAGUGCUGACAUAGCCCAGGCACAAGGGUCGGGGUUAGCUAG
This is a messenger RNA of Gopherus evgoodei (Goodes thornscrub tortoise), 1286 nucleotides long. Its product is annotated as zinc finger protein 3-like. Gene Ontology annotation, molecular function: DNA-binding transcription factor activity, RNA polymerase II-specific; RNA polymerase II cis-regulatory region sequence-specific DNA binding. The record is from RefSeq and is a predicted model, not a curated record. The transcript has a single exon. The coding region runs from base 291 to 746 and encodes 151 amino acids. Lineage: Eukaryota; Metazoa; Chordata; Testudines; Testudinidae. Gene Ontology annotation, biological process: regulation of transcription by RNA polymerase II.